Molecule: messenger RNA, 2482 nt
Organism: Cygnus olor (mute swan)
Lineage: Eukaryota; Metazoa; Chordata; Aves; Anseriformes; Anatidae
Gene: AFP
Product: alpha fetoprotein
Biological process (GO): transport
Cellular component (GO): blood microparticle; cytoplasm
Source: RefSeq, a predicted model, not a curated record
GAGAAUAAUUUUAAAGCCAUGUAAGUUGUCCAGAUAAAGAGUCUACUUGCAAAUUUGCUGCCAAUGAACAUCCCUGUGGUAUUUUGUGUCAUUUGCAAAUGAACACAUACUGUGAGUCAAACACUCACCUCUUCCACCAGCCCAUGCAAACUCAGUCUGUGAUGACAGAAAUCAUAGAAUAUGAUCAUCUUACUGUCUCACACUAAAAGUAAUGUGGAGUUUUUAGGUAGGCAGCAACAUCUUUAUCACUCUGUGUUCUUGUAGUGCCAUGAUCAUGUUUGCUCAGUAUGUGCAAGGAAGCACAUUCACCAAAGCAGUUAAAAUGGCUGAAGCUGUAACGGACCUUGCCAAAAGGUGCGCUGCUGCAGAUGGAGACAACCCAGAUUGUCUGAAGCCUUUGAAACAAGGGUCUGAAUGUUGGUUUAAGUUCAGUGAAAGCUGGACAGUGUGUUCCAAAACCAUUUCACUUCAAAGUCUAUCUUGGCAUAAUAGUAGCUAUCAGAGAAUGACAUAUCAUUUAUGUUUUAGAGGUCAGUCUGACAUUCAUUGCAGUCAAAGCAGGAGGAAAGAAAAAGAGAGAAACUAUACAUUUAUGCAAGUGAGGGCUUGUUGGGUUAACAAGUCUCCCCAGAAAGCUCACAAGAGUAAAAUGGAAUGCUCACAUGCAUCACCUUUUUUUAAUUUUUCACAGGACAAGAUUUUCCUCGAUACGAUAUGCCAGGAGGAAAAUCUUCCCAGGUUUACUGACUGCUGUGCUAAAAAGGACCCUGAAAGAAAUGAUUGCUUCCUCUCCCUUAAAAAUUCAUCAAGAGCAUUCAUUUCUCCUUUUGAAAGGCCAAAUGCUGAAGCUGCCUGCAAAAAUUAUUCACAGAAUCAACAUUCGUUAACAGGAUAUUUCAUCUACGAGGUUUCCAGAAGGCAUCCUUUCCUCUAUGCCCCAACAAUCCUUUCUGUUGCUAUCCAUUAUGAUGAGAUGAUGAAGGACUGCUGUAGAAGUGCCGAAAACCCCAUUCAUAACCUGGAGGAAUGCUUUCGGAGACAGGCGCCAAAGGUAGUGAAGCCAGUCAGAGAAGAUGGCCUGAGGCAGGAACACACAUGUGGAAUUCUGAAGAAGUUUGGAGAAAGGACCAUAAAGGCUCUGAAACUUGCUCAGAUAAGCCAGAAAUUUCCUAAAGCUGAUUUUGUUACUGUUAGCAAACUUGUGAUGGAUAUUGCUAACAUGCACAAGGACUGCUGUCGUGGAGAUAUGCUGGAGUGUAUGCAUGAUAGGGAAGAGAUUCUACACUAUGUCUGCACCAACCAAGACAUCAUAUCAAGUAAAAUUAAAAAGUGCUGUGAAAAGCCACUGUUACAAAGAAGUGAAUGCAUAAUUAAUGCAGAAAAUGACGACAAACCUGCAAACUUGUCCCCCCAUGUCAGGGAGUUUAUAGAAGACAAAGGAACAUGUGAACGCUUUGCUCAGGAAAAAGAUACCCACUUAGCCAGGUUUCUCUAUGAAUAUUCCAGAAGACACCCUGAAUUUUCUGCUCAAAUGCUUUUAAGAAUCGGUAAAGGAUAUGAGGACCUACUGGAUGAGUGCUGCAAAACUGGUUCUCCACAAGACUGCUGCAGCAGAGGGGAAGAAGAGCUGAAGAAACACAUUUAUGAAACGGAAAGUGUGAUGAAAACAAGCUGUGACAUUUACAAGGAAAAAGGAGACUACUAUUUCCAAAACGAGCUUCUCAUGAGCUUCACCAAGAAGAUGCCUCAGCUAACAUCUGCAGAGCUAAUAAAAUUCACCAAACAAAUGACUACAAUUGGCUCCAAAUGCUGCCAGUUAAGCCAGGACAAGCUAUUGCCUUGUGCUGAAGAAAACCUGGAUCUUGUGCUUGGAGAAAUAUGUAGAAGACACCUAACCAACCCAAUAAACCCUGGUGUUUGCCACUGCUGUAGUAGCUCCUACGCUCUUAGGAGGCCAUGCAUGGGGAAACUAGAAAUUGAUGAGAAUUAUGUGCCCUUAUCAUUGACUCCUGGUCUGUUCACUUUCCACGAAGACUUGUGUACGACAGAAGAAGAAAAGUUACAGCACAAGAAGCAGGAAAUGCUCAUCAACCUCAUCAAAUACAAGCCCCAGAUCACACAGGAACAGCUGACCUCCGUCACUGCGGCUUUUACUGCCAUGAGGGAACAGUGCUGCAAAGAAGAAAACCAUGAAGCAUGUUUUGAGAAAGAGGGUCCGGAACUUAUAAAAAGAAGUGAAAAAAUGUUGUCAGCAUAAAGAGCUCACAAAGCAUAUUGGAAGGUAUUUGCUGAAGGUUAUGGAGUCACACAAAUUUAACCGUGAGCAUAUCUUUUCUAAAUAUUCAUGAGGUAUAAACAGGAACAUAGGAGUAGUUAUAGUGGAGAAUACCAUGUUGUGGCUCUUUACUCACAAACCUAACAAAGUCAUGAUAACUUAGACCUGCUACAGUUCUGCCACUGUUUGAUUUUCCACAGUGAACAA